This is a messenger RNA of Manis javanica (Malayan pangolin), 3463 nucleotides long. It is a transcript of the gene AP3M2, whose product is annotated as adaptor related protein complex 3 subunit mu 2. The record is from RefSeq and is a predicted model, not a curated record. Gene Ontology annotation, cellular component: clathrin adaptor complex. Gene Ontology annotation, biological process: intracellular protein transport; vesicle-mediated transport. Lineage: Eukaryota; Metazoa; Chordata; Mammalia; Pholidota; Manidae.
GGAAGGGGCGGGGCCUGUCAGUGCGGACCGAGGGUGGGCGCUGCGAGGACCCAGGCAGGGGUUGAAAAUUUGCACAGUUCUGAGGCUUCCAGAUCGAAAAAGACUUUUCUCUCUCACUGACAGGCUCCACCAUGAUUCAUAGCCUUUUCUUGAUCAACUCCUCUGGAGAUAUUUUCCUGGAGAAACACUGGAAAAGUGUGGUCAGCCGUUCUGUCUGUGAUUACUUUUUUGAGGCACAGGAGAGAGCAACCGAGGCAGAAAAUGUACCUCCAGUUAUCCCCACCCCUCAUCAUUAUCUCCUAAGUGUUUACCGUCACAAGAUCUUUUUUGUGGCUGUGAUCCAGACGGAGGUCCCACCUCUAUUUGUCAUUGAGUUUCUUCACCGAGUAGUGGACACAUUUCAGGAUUAUUUUGGAGUCUGUUCAGAGCCAGUGAUCAAGGACAAUGUGGUUGUGGUUUAUGAGGUAUUGGAAGAGAUGCUUGACAAUGGGUUUCCAUUGGCUACCGAGUCAAACAUCCUCAAAGAACUGAUAAAGCCUCCCACUAUCCUUCGAACCGUUGUCAACACCAUAACAGGAAGCACAAACGUGGGUGACCAGCUUCCCACAGGGCAGCUGUCAGUGGUGCCUUGGCGACGGACAGGAGUGAAAUACACCAACAAUGAGGCCUAUUUUGAUGUGAUUGAAGAGAUUGAUGCCAUCAUUGAUAAAUCAGGUUCCACGAUUACUGCUGAAAUCCAGGGGGUGAUCGAUGCCUGUGUCAAGCUCACUGGAAUGCCAGACCUUACAUUGUCCUUCAUGAACCCCAGGCUGUUGGAUGAUGUCAGCUUCCAUCCUUGUGUCCGUUUCAAGCGCUGGGAAUCUGAGCGUAUCCUGUCCUUCAUCCCUCCUGAUGGAAACUUUCGCCUGCUCUCUUACCAUGUCAGUGCACAGAACCUGGUGGCAAUUCCAGUGUAUGUCAAACACAGCAUCAAUUUCCGGGACAGUAGUUCACUUGGACGCUUCGAAAUAACAGUGGGACCUAAGCAGACUAUGGGGAAGACCAUCGAGGGAGUGAUUGUCACCAGCCAGAUGCCCAAGGGGGUCCUGAAUAUGAGCCUCACUCCAUCUCAGGGGACACACACCUUUGACCCAGUCACCAAGAUGCUGUCUUGGGAUGUAGGAAAAAUAAAUCCCCAAAAGCUACCAAGUUUGAAGGGGACCAUGAGUCUUCAGGCUGGAGCUUCCAAGCCGGAUGAGAACCCCACGAUUAACCUGCAGUUUAAGAUCCAGCAGCUGGCCAUUUCCGGACUUAAAGUGAACCGUCUGGAUAUGUAUGGAGAAAAGUACAAGCCCUUUAAGGGCAUAAAAUACAUGACCAAAGCUGGGAAAUUCCAAGUUCGAACCUGAUAAGGGAGAGUUUUGCAAAGAGAACAGUCACGACACUUUUUCAUUUCUUACUUGUCUAAAAGUAAAAAUGUCAGCCUGUCUCCUAGGUCAGUAUCCCCUCUGGACCCACCCACUCCCUUCUUUCCUUUGCCUUCAGUGCCAUGGGACUAAUCAGGGAAGAGAAGGGUCUCAGGGAGGGCUAGGCAGAACGGAAGCAGCCCUGCUCUCAGGAGAGGUGCGGGGCCCGUAGGAGGUGCUCGAUGCCAUAUUGACCCCGUCUGGUGUGGUUACCAUAGAAAGAAGGCUGGCAUUGUUGCUAGCUUGGCUUUAAUUAUUUAAAGCCAAUGAAAGCCCUCUUUGUUUUGUGUUUUAAGGUGGAAAGAAAGAUUAGAAAGCAAGCAACCUUGGGAGAAAAUGAAUGCAGUCAGGGAAAGGCCAGUGAAGGAUGUGAUGUGUUAGAGCAGGGGGAGGAGUGGCCCUGAGCGGAAGUGCAAGGUGAGCGGCCAGCUCCACGCAGAGGGGGCAUGUUGGUGAGGGGGAGAGAGUUGAGUGACGUUCCUGAUGUGCUUCCUGGUCCCUCUGCUCUCACGUUUAAAAACACAGCAUCUGCAUUUCUAGGAAUGAGGUGGAGACCUCCUAAACUCAGGUCCACUUCUGACUUGGCAAACCCAGUAAACCCGAUUUCCCCUCAAGACCGUGGCGACUGCGGUUUUCAGGUGCUGCCUGCUGCUCGCCCUCAGCGGGGUCUGCUGGCCAGGGAGGUGACCUGCCUCUUCCCAGUGGUGGGGAGUGCCUGAAGCGCCUCUUCCCCUCACUCAGAACAAGUCAACUCACCUUCCUUUCCAGAAUUCUCCAACCUUUUCCCUGAUCCUGAGGAGAGUUUCAGAAGAGCCAGGCCCUUCAGCCCCCCGGGUAGCCUGAUUUUCCACGUCCCAGUACUGGAGUGUAGACAGCUUGCUCCCUCCUCAUGAAGGGGCUCCACUGCCGUGCGCACGGAUUCCUCGGGGCCGGACGGGUAUGGAGUCUAAGCCUGCUGUCUGCAGCUUUCCCACUGAUCACCCUCAGUAAAGACGAUGCUUACUGUGAGGGCAUAGUGGAUCCUGGAAGCUGCUCGGUAAGGGGACUCCCUUAGAGUCUUUUGUACUCUAUAGUUUAUUUAUUAACAAUAUGUAUCUAUUAUCCCAUUUUUGUUUUAAGGCCAAAAUUUUUUAAAGCCCUAAUUUUUUAAUAAAAUUCCCAUUGCAGGAAGAUGGGCUAUGUCAGCUAUGUGUGACACAGUAUAAGACACAAGGCAGCUGAAGGAGCACCCCCGGCUUUCCCAGUGGGUAGCUUUUAUUCUAGUUCAAUAUGCCUGUUACCCACAUGUCUAUAUACAAGACAGGUUUUUUAAAUUAUAGCUUAAGGAGGUAUAUUGUGCUCUGCUUUGUGCAUGGAGAAAAAUGAAGAUCUACUCACUCCGAACCCUACAAUUUUUCUCUAAAUCCCUAUUUCCAAACACUUAAGCAGUUUUAUAUGCUUUGCUAGUUUUUUCUUCCCAAUUCCUGGACUUGUUUGCUGCUAAGUAAUUUUGUGGUUUUCCUCUGGGAUAAGUUGUGCUGUGUACACCCACAUGUGUCUCCUACUCCAUCACACCAGAAUUUGUCCUGGAAUACUGUCCCAUCCACACACACACACACACACACCAGGGUAGGGGACCAUCUCUGCCUGUGGACUUGGAAUACUUGAUUUACUUCUCCUGAGGGCUCCGAAGGACCUUAAGGUUUCCUAGGUUACAGGGAACAACCAAGUUGGUCCCUGGAUAUGUUUAAGUUUAUAAGUCCAGCUGUUUUUCCUGCAAGGCAGCUUAUCCUAGUUUCAUGGGAAGUGCUUAAGGAGAAGUGGGUUAUCUAGUGCAUGGAACCCUCAGGCCUCAGCAUAUAAAGUAACUGUCAUGUCACCAGGUAGUGACCCCGAGCACAGUGGGGCACCAUCACUAACACAGCGGUGUUAGCCUAAACGGUGCAGGGUGCCUAGCAAGCCAUUUAGUUCCGUGUGUGUUCAAUAGGUACAGAAGUAUUUUCUUUGUUUAAAUCUUAAUAAAGUUGCAUUUCACCAGU